AUGGCCUCUGGGAUUGUCGUUGAGGAUGGUGAGGUUGAAGUCCGGAGGGAGGGUUUGAGGUUGAUAGAAGGUUGGCAGAUGCGGCUUAGCGUGGGCGGCUCCGGCUGGCAUCGUCCAACACUAACUGCCGCACCUCAGCAUGGAGCCAAGCUUCUUCAGACGUCCGUCGCUUGGGCAGCGUUAUGCUCUGUGUCAAUGCCUCCUGUUUCUCCUCUUGACAUAUCUUCUCUUGUCAAAGAAUUCUCCCUCUAUUUCUCGUUUUGUCUGUCGCUCGUCCUAAACCCUCCACCCAGCUUUCGGCGACGAAAGAGCUGA
Molecule: messenger RNA, 315 nt
Organism: Histoplasma capsulatum G186AR
Lineage: Eukaryota; Fungi; Ascomycota; Eurotiomycetes; Onygenales; Ajellomycetaceae
Exons: 1
Coding region: 1-315 (104 amino acids)
Source: RefSeq, a predicted model, not a curated record